Molecule: messenger RNA, 1731 nt
Organism: Meira miltonrushii
Lineage: Eukaryota; Fungi; Basidiomycota; Exobasidiomycetes; Exobasidiales; Brachybasidiaceae
Product: FAD/NAD(P)-binding domain-containing protein
Exons: 1
Coding region: 194-1657 (487 amino acids)
Source: RefSeq, a predicted model, not a curated record
GAUGUAGUGCCGAAUUCCGCGAUUCGAUAGUUGGAAGAUUUCGGCGCUGGUAUGACCUUAUUGUGUUAAAGUUUGUAGUGUUCGACAAGGUAUAAAAUGUUCUUAUCUUAGAAUCUCGAGGUCGACGAAUCCCCAUAAACCUUCUCAUUUUUACAACAAGAAUUUUCACAUUCACAACUUUCAGUACAUCAACAUGAACGGCAACGGACGUACUAGCGACGUCGAUUUGGACGUAGUCAUCGUUGGCGCAGGCAUUGGCGGGAUCUCAGCUGCUUAUUAUAUCGGUCAAAUGGAGAAGUAUUCCUAUGGAAUCUUUGAAGCGCGAGAAGCACUCGGCGGUACAUGGUCAAGCUUUACCUAUCCCGGUAUUCGCUCAGAUUCAGACAUGUUCACGUUGUCAUUCCCAUUCAAUCCGUGGAACAAGAGCAACACGGUAGCAGAAGGAGGUGAAAUUUUGGAGUAUAUCGAAGAAACAGCAAAAAAGUUUGGCAUUGACAAAAAGAUUGUAUAUGGUCACACUGCCACUAAUAUGGAUUGGUCAAGCAAAGACCAACGAUGGACUUCAGAAUUUAAGAAAACAGAUGGAAGCUCAAUUGUUGUCACUUCGCGAUUUGUUGUGGUGGCCACCGGAUACUUUGAUCACAAUGAGGCUUAUUUCCCUGAUUUGCCCAAGAAAGAAUUGUUCAAAGGUCCCAUCAUUCAUCCGCAAUUUUGGCCAAAAGGGGUCGAUUAUGAGAAUAAGACUGUAGCUGUGAUUGGUUCAGGGGCUACUGCAAUUUCCAUCGUUCCGCAUAUGGCAGACAAAGCAAAGCUUGUCACAAUGGUUCAACGAUCGCCAACGUAUAUCACAAGUCGUUCAAGAGUUGAUCCGGCUGCACAAUGGCUUUUAAAACUUUUACCCUUAAAGUUGGCAUCAAUCAUUUUGUUCCUGUUUUACGAACUCGAAACAACGAUUAUGUUCUUCACAUACAAAAUCUUCCCAAAUUACGGUAGACGAGUAUUGCAAAAUUACGUCAAGAAGCAACUUCCUCCUAAUGUUCCUCUCGAUCCACACUUUGUUCCUAAGUACAAGCCAUUCGACGAACGUUUAUGUUGGGUUCUGGAAGAUGAUCUAUUUGUUUCAAUGCGUGAAGGUAAAGCAGCCGUCGUUACAGGUCAUAUCAAACAACUGACAAGCGGUGGAAUUGAAAUGCAGGAUGGUCAAUUCGUACCUGCCGAUAUUAUUGUCCAAGCAACUGGUCUGAAAUGCAAAUUCCUUGGCGGCGCAAAGAUCAGGAUCGAUGGCAAGAAGCUCAACCUCGGAGACACUUUCUUCUAUCGAGGAAUGAUGUUAGACGGUGUUCCAAACGGUAUUGCUUUACAAGGCUAUUUGAGUACAUCUUCAUGGACACUUGGUGUUGUUCAAACUUGUGAAUAUUUCUGUGAUUUAUUGAAAAAGAUGGAAAAAGAAGGUUAUCGUCAAGUUACUCCAAUAGCCGGUCCUGAAGUCAAAGCAACGACUGAGCCUUUCCCAAUGACGUCUGGUUAUUUGAUGAGAGCUCUUGAUCAGAUGCCCAAAGUUGCGGAUGGCUUGGUUUGGCGUCAUCAUUUGGAUCCGAUCGUUGAUUGGCUUGAUAUGAAAUUUAACAGGAGGUACCAAUCUCUUGAGUUCAAGUAGUGGCUGCUAUCGUUCCUUCCUCAUCCAUCAUUUAUGCUUGUGCUCUCAUUUUAAUGUCAUAUUUUUGCGUGUCU